Messenger RNA from Pseudonaja textilis, 1429 nucleotides. The record is from RefSeq and is a predicted model, not a curated record. Lineage: Eukaryota; Metazoa; Chordata; Lepidosauria; Squamata; Elapidae.
GAAAGACAAGGACCGACAGUAAGCCACUUUUUUCAAUCAAUCUGAACCAACCAUCACUAAACAAACGGCAUUGAGGACGGCCCGCCAACCAGCCUUUGAACCCUGAUCGUCUUUUUCCCCCCCUCCGCCAGUGAUCAUGUCGGAAGAGGCCCUCUACGCCCGCCGAGCGCUGCGUAAACAGAAGAUGCAGAAGGGCCUCCAGCCGAUUCUGCCAGCCAUACCGCCAGAGGAUCAUGGCUUGUCUGCCGAGCAGGAGGAGCUGAUCGAGAUCCUCACCGAAGCCCACAAGAAGCACUUCGAUUCCACUUUCUCCCAGUUCACCCACUACCAACCAGCGGUCCGUCUCUGCCACCACAAUUCGGACACCGGAGCUUCUCAGGAGGCUUCCUUCCCUUCCCUCUGUCUUCUGCCCUCCCACGAGGACAACGCGGAAGAGGUCCUACCUGACGUCUUCUCCACCCUGCCCUUGUUUGCCGACCUCAGCACCUUCAUGAUCCAGCAGGUCAUCCAGUUUGCCAAGGCCAUUCCGGCUUUCAGAAACCUGCCCAUGGACGACCAGAUCUCCCUCCUAAAAGGAGCCACGUUGGAGAUCUGCCAAAUCCACCUAAACACGGUGUUCAACGAGGAAACGAACGCUUGGAAAUGUGGCUCACAUUGCUACACCAUCCAAGAUGGCGCCCUGGCUGGAUUUCAGCAGAUUUAUUUAGAGCCGCUGCUUAAAUUCCAUGUCAGUUUGCGGAAACUGAGGCUGCACGAAGCCGAGUACGUCUUACUGCAAGCUCUGGUGUUGUUUUACCCAGAUCACAUGGACGUGACCCAACGGGAGGAGAUCGAUCAGACCCAGGAGAAAAUCGCCCUGACCUUGAAGAAAUACAUCGAUCACUGGCAUCCCUGGCCGGAAGGCAGGUUUCUCUACGCCAAACUUCUCCUGCUUUUGACCGAACUUCGGACGCUAAAAGUGGAAAACACCCGUCAGAUCCAUCACAUCGACGACAGCCAGGAUCUCUCUUCCUUGACCCCACUGCUCUCCGAAAUUAUCAGCUAAAAAUCUUGAAUUAGGAGAAUCUUUGCUUUGCAAAUAGAUACCAGGUAGUCCUGGACUUACAAACGGUUUGUUUAGUAACCAUCCCAAGUCACGACGGCACCUGGAAAACGGGGACUCAGGACCAUGUUUUACACUUACGACCGCCGCAAUCAAAAUUCGACCGACUCGUGUUUAUGACGGUUGCACUGUCCCCUUUGGUGACUUUCUGACAAGGGGGAAAAAUUCCAGUGGGCAGAUGAUUCUCUGCACAUUCUCAGGGGCUUUGGAAAUGCCAUUUUGCUAAUUUUAACAAUGCAACGAAGAAAUGGACUUUUUUUAACCCCUGCUCUUUCAGUAGCACUUUAAUGAUAGCAAAUUAAUUAAAUAAAAACAUGGUUUAUUUUU